Theobroma umbraticum is the source of this 728-nucleotide messenger RNA. Its product is annotated as S-sulfo-L-cysteine synthase (O-acetyl-L-serine-dependent), chloroplastic-like. The record is from RefSeq and is a predicted model, not a curated record. Lineage: Eukaryota; Viridiplantae; Streptophyta; Magnoliopsida; Malvales; Malvaceae.
AUUUUGAGCAGUUGUGACAAAAUUGAUAUAGUUGAUCGGGAAUACUCCAAUGAUAUAUCUCAACAAAGUAGCAGAAGGAUGUGUGACAAACAUUGCUGCAAAACUUGAAUCCAUGGAACCUUGUCGGAGUGUUAAAGACAGGAUUGGUCUUAGUAUGGUAUCUGAGGCUGAAGAUAGUGGAGCAAUUUCUCCUGGGAAGACCAUAUUAGUGGAACCAACAAGUGGAAAUACAGGACUUGGAAUUGCCUUUGUUGCAGCAACUAAGGGAUACAAGCUUAUAGUAACUAUGCCUGCUUCUAUAAACCUUGAAAGGAGAAUCCUUUUACGUGCAUUUGGAGCAGAGAUUGUUCUGACAGACCCAGAAAAGGGCUUGAAAGGAGCUGUUGAUAAGGCUGCAGAAAUUGUGCUUAACACUCCAAAUGCUUUCAUGUUUCAACAGUUUAAUAAUAUGGCUAACACAAAGAUUCACUUUGAAACUACAGGACCAGAAAUAUGGGAGGAUACUUUGGGUAAUGUUGACAUAUUUGUUGCUGGAAUUGGAACUGGUGGUACCAUUACAGGCACAGGAAGCUACUUGAAAAUGAUGAACAAAGAAAUUAAGGUUUCUUUGCUAUUUAAGCUUGUUAUGAAGUACCUUUUAAGUUGACAGCUUUAGUGCUCUCUGGAAUUCUCAAGCUUGUAACUGUUAGUCGUUAGAGAUGUUUUAGAUUUUCUAGGGGUGAAAUUUU